This is a messenger RNA of Drosophila albomicans, 668 nucleotides long. RefSeq names its product immunoglobulin domain-containing protein oig-4. Lineage: Eukaryota; Metazoa; Arthropoda; Insecta; Diptera; Drosophilidae. Bases 118 to 612 code for a protein of 164 amino acids. The transcript has 2 exons. The record is from RefSeq and is a predicted model, not a curated record.
GAUGCUGUUGCUGUUGCUGCUAAUGAUGCUGCCUCUGCUGCUGAUUCAGUCGCACCGCAGACGAGAUUCGCACAGCAACGCAACGUUUCUGCUUAUUUUCUAGGGGGAUUUCUCAAAAUGCAAUUGAGGUGUCUGCUCAUCUGCCUGGGUCUGAGCCUGGGCCUGCUUAUGUUGACAACACCGGUCUGCGAGGCACGUCGUGGUCGCGGUCGAGGACGCACCAAGUCCCGUGUCCAAAUCGGUUUACCCAUCACUGGCAAAUAUCGUGAUCCCGAAUCGGAUCAAUACUACAAUAACAAUAACGGUGCCAAAAUCUUGCAGGCUUCGCACUUUGAUCUCGAGUACGUGCUGGGCCACAAGAUUGCUUUUCUGUGCGUGGCCAAGGGCAAUCCUCGACCGCACAUCACUUGGUACAAGGACGGUGCCGAGAUCUAUCAGCAUUUGUAUAUGCAUGUGCAUGAAUGGCGCAUUGGGGAUGAUCGCGUUAAAUCGAAGAUUGAAAUCGAUCCGGCUACACAAAUGGAUGCCGGACUUUACGAGUGUACGGCGGACAACAUGUAUUCUAUAGACAGACGCAGUUUCAAGACAGAUUUCUCCAUUGCCUUCGAUUAACGUACGUGCGUGCGAUCUUUCCCCAAUACACACAUAUUAUUUUGUAAGCAAUAAAG